AUGGCCAGAACCUUGUGUCCACUGCGUGUCCUCUGGCUCCUGGGGUGGACACUGCUGUGCUUAGGACCCUUCGGUAUCCUCCCAACCUGGGCAUUGAACCUGGACUCAGUGCACAUCACCACCUACACAGGCCCCAAUGGCAGCCAUUUUGGGUUUUCAUUGGAUUUCUACAAGGACAGCCGUGGAAGCGUGGCGAUCGUGGUGGGUGCCCCUCGGACCAUGGGCCGCAGUCAGGAGGAGACCGGAGGUGUGUUUCUGUGUCCCUGGAGGACCGAGGGCGCUGAGUGCAGCUCGCUGUCCUUUGAUCUCAGGGAUGAGACCCAAAGAGUGGACUACCAAACGUUCCAAACCUUCAAGGCCAGACAAGGAUUGGGGGCUACAGUCGUCAGUUGGAGCGACAACAUAGUGGCCUGUGCCCCCUGGCAGCACUGGAAUGUGGUAGAAAAGACCGAUGAGGCCGAGAAGUCCCCAGUAGGUGGCUGUUUUUUGGCUCAGCUCCAAAGCAGCGGCCGUGUAGAAUUCUCACCCUGCCGGGCCAACACCAUGAGCCAAGUUUAUGUCCUAAUAGGCAACAGUAGAGACAGGCGAGGCUGUGAAGCGGGUUUCAGCGCGGUGGUCAGCCAGGACGGAGAGCUGGUACUUGGAGCCCCCGGUGGCUACUACUUUUUAGGCUUCCUGGUCCGGGCUCCAAUUGCGAAUAUCAUCUCGAGUUACCAUCCAGGCACCCUCUUGUGGCACGUUCCCCAUCAGCACUUCACCCACGACUUUACCCAAGAAGAGUUCUUGGACAGCUACCGGGGGUACUCCCUGGCGUUGGGCGAGUUUGACGGGAAUCCCAACACAACAGAGUAUGUCUUUGGCGCCCCCACCUGGAGUUGGACCCUGGGAGCGGUGGAGAUUUUGGACUCGAGAUUCCAUCCAAGACCGCUGCACCGGCUGCUUGGAGAGCAGGUGGCUUCCUAUUUCGGGCAUUCCGUGGCUGUCACUGACGUCAACGGGGAUGGGAGGCACGAUCUGCUGAUAGGAGCGCCCCUAUACAUGGACCACAAACUAGCCGAAGUGGGGCGUGUGUACUUGUUCCUGCAGCCCCGUCACCUUCACAUGCUGGGCUCCCACAGCCUCCUGCUGACUGGCACCCAGCUCUACGGGCAAUUUGGCUCCGCAAUUGCUCCACUGGGCGACCUUGACCUGGAUGGCUAUAACGAUGUUGCAGUGGCUGCGCCCUACGGGGGUCCCAGCGGUCGGGGCCAGGUGCUGGUGUAUCAGGGCCAGAGUGAGGGACUGAGCUCUCGCCCAUCCCAGGUCCUGGACAGCCCCUUUCCUGAAGGCUCCGGCUUCGGUUUCGCCCUGAGAGGUGCCACGGACAUUGAUGACAAUGGAUACCCAGACCUGCUGGUGGGAGCUUACGGGGCCAGCAAAGUGGCAGUAUACAGAGCUCUGCCUGUAGUAAAGGCCAACGUCCAGCUGUUGAUGCAAGAUUUCCUGAACCCUGCUGUGAAGAACUGUACUCUUCCGCGGACCAGCACUGCAGUGAGCUGCUUUGACAUCAAGCUGUGUGUGGGAGCCACCGGGCACAACAUUCCCCAGAAGCUGCGUGUGAACGCAGAGCUGCAGCUGGACCGGCAGAAGCCCCGCCAGGGCCGGCGCAUGCUGUUCCUGGGCUCUGAGCAGGCGAGCACAACCCUGACCCUGGACCUGGGCGGGCAGCGCAGCCCCAUCUGCCACACCACCAAAGCCUUCCUGCGGGAUGAGGCUGAUUUCCGGGACAAGCUGAGCCCCAUCGUGCUCAGUUUCGACUUGUCCCUGCAGCCUGAGGAGGCUGGAUUGUCCCCUACUGUCGUGCUGCAUGGAGACACCCAUGUCCAGAAACAGACCCGUAUCAUUCUGGACUGUGGGGAGGACGACCUGUGUGUGCCCCAGCUUGAGCUCGCUGCCAGCAUGAGGGGCUCCCCACUCCUGAUUGGGCCUGACAAUGUGCUGGAGCUUCAGAUGAACGCUACCAACAAAGGCGAGGGGGCAUAUGAGGCCGAGCUGGUCGUGCACCUGCCCCCGGGUGCCCACUACAUGCGAGCCCUCAGCAACAUUGAGGGGUUUGAAAGGCUCAUCUGUAACCAGAAGAAAGAGAACAAGACCAAGGUGGUGCUGUGUGAGCUGGGCAACCCCAUGAAGAUGGACGCCCAGAUUGAAAUCACGAUGCUGGUGAGUGUGGGGAACCUAGAAGAGGCUGGGGAGUUUGUGUCCUUCCAGCUGCAGAUCAGGAGCAAGAAUAGCCAGAAUCCAAACAGCGAGAUGGUGUUGCUGUCUGUGCCAAUCAUGGCAGAGGCCCACGUGGAACUGCGAGGGAACUCCAUUCCAGCCACCCUGGUGGUGGUGGCUGAAGAAGAUGACGAGGAGGAGAAAAACUCAGACACCUUGGGCCCCAAAGUGCAGCAUACCUAUGAGCUCUACAACAGAGGCCCGGGGGCUGUCAGGGGCCUGCGUCUCAGCCUGUACAUCCCCAGCCAGUCCCAGCCCUCUGACUUGCUCUACAUCUUGGAUGUGCAACCCCAGGGAGGACUCCAGUGCUCCCCACAGCCCUCCCCUAACCCCCUCAAGCUGGACUGGAGGCUGCCCACCCCCAGCCCAUCCCCAGCUCGUCACAAGCGGGAGCGCAGACAGGCACCUGCACCAGGCAGGCAGCAGCCCUUGGAGCAGGAGGACCCAGUUCUAGUGGACUGCGAGUCAGCACCCUGUACUGUCGUGGAGUGUGAGCUGGAGGAGAUGGAGCGCGGCCAGCGGGCCAUGGUCACCAUGCUGGCUGUCUCCCGGCUGCCCAGCCUCCGCCAGAACCUAUCUAAUCAGUUUGUCCUGGAGUCCCAUGCAUGGUUCAACGUCUCCUCCCUUCCGUAUGCGGUGCCUGUGCUCAGCCUCCCCAGCGGGGAAGCACAUGUGAACACUUACCUGGUUCGGGUGUUGGAAGAUGAGGCCAUUCCUAUCUGGUGGAUCCUGGUAGCCGUGCUUGGCGGUCUGCUGCUGCUCACACUCGUGGUCCUGGCCAUGUGGAAGGUCGGCUUCUUCAAGCGGAACCGCCCUCCCCUAGAAGGGGAAGAUGAUGAGGAGGAAGAGUGA
This is a messenger RNA of Elephantulus edwardii (Cape elephant shrew), 3108 nucleotides long. RefSeq names its product integrin, alpha 2b (platelet glycoprotein IIb of IIb/IIIa complex, antigen CD41) (gene ITGA2B). NCBI's taxonomy places the organism in Eukaryota, Metazoa, Chordata, Mammalia, Macroscelidea, Macroscelididae. The transcript is spliced from 30 exons. Gene Ontology annotation, molecular function: integrin binding. Bases 1 to 3108 code for a protein of 1035 amino acids. Gene Ontology annotation, cellular component: external side of plasma membrane; integrin complex. Gene Ontology annotation, biological process: cell adhesion mediated by integrin; integrin-mediated signaling pathway; angiogenesis. The record is from RefSeq and is a predicted model, not a curated record.